Messenger RNA from Belonocnema kinseyi, 816 nucleotides. RefSeq lists its product as uncharacterized. The record is from RefSeq and is a predicted model, not a curated record. Bases 1 to 720 code for a protein of 239 amino acids. NCBI's taxonomy places the organism in Eukaryota, Metazoa, Arthropoda, Insecta, Hymenoptera, Cynipidae. The transcript has 6 exons.
AUGGCGCAAACUAUAUUCUGCUUAUUAUCUUUCUGUGCCUUUCAAGCUUUCACUAAAUCUCUAAAGUUUAAAGAAAUAACGCCUAAUGAAAUAUUAAUGAGAUGUACGUCAACUGAUGCUAGUGCAGAAUGGGAAAAAAGUUUUGAAGCGAAAAAGGGCGAAUGUGACCAGCGUUAUCAUCAAGCCAACACUACUGAUGAUCUUAAGGUAGUCUUCACAGAAGAAAUAAAAGAUAAGUCAACCGGGGACGUUUCAGCUUCAAGUAAAGCAUCGGACGACGCAAUGUUUCAAGUCAAUGAUAAAGUAUACGACAAAAUUGAUGCUUUAUCUAAAACUCUCAAGUUUAAUGAAAUAACGCCUGACGAAAUAUUAGUUAGAUGUACGUCAACUGAUGCUAGUGAACAUUGGGACAAAAGUUUUGAAAACAAAAGAGACAAAUGUCAACAGUGUUAUCAUAAAGCCAAAACUACUGAGGAUAUUCAGUCUGCUGAAAACUGCUGUAAAAAAGUAGCUGCGCAAUUAGAACACGAUGCAGAAUUAUAUUAUGGUGAAGCUAAGGCAUGUAUUACAGAAGUAGGUAAUAAAUGCACUAAAUCUUCAAUCGAAUGCCAAAAGGAGGCAACAAAAGUACGCAACGCGAAUGAUAAGGCGCAGGAUGAUUAUAAAAAAAAUAGGUCGUUCACAUUUCCAAAUUUCGACCAUUUUAUACCAAAUUUUUAAAGUACAACUGUCUAAAUACAAGUUUUAUUGAAAUAAAUAAACAAUUUUAACACUUAAAUUUGGUUCAAUUGACCUUCCUUCCCAUUUCCGGCUGUU